Messenger RNA from Lolium perenne, 1238 nucleotides. RefSeq lists its product as uncharacterized. The record is from RefSeq and is a predicted model, not a curated record. Lineage: Eukaryota; Viridiplantae; Streptophyta; Magnoliopsida; Poales; Poaceae.
AAGAAAAAAAGAAAAAAAAAACAGCUACAACCUCAUCAACGACAGCAAUCUUGAAAACAUGCUCGGUUGCAAUGAUUUUCUUCCUCUUGAGGAUGAUUCUGUUGAUAAGCUUACACAUGAUGAUGGGAUAGGAAUUGUUCAAAGGGUUGGCCCUGUGGAAUAUAUCAAGAGGCUACUAUUAAAGAGAUCUGCAUUGUGCAUCUCUUCUGCUGAGUUAGGUGUUGAUACCAAGUUAAGUAUGCUUCCAGAGUCCUCGAGAGAUUUGAGGCAUACCGGGGAUCUUUAUUGGCACGGGUAUUAUUAUAUGGAUGAUGUAUCUCAAACUGUUCUGCCACCAAAGCGGCAUACUCGGUGUGAACCAUUGACCUCAGUGCGGUGUGUUCACAAGCCAUGGGCUAUGCUCCAGGUUUUUUCUAUCAAGCUGAAGGCAUAUCUCCAAGAUAUAGGCAGUUCAGUCGAGGUAUAUGGUUUUGUUGCAAUCCGGGAUGGUGAGGAUUAUCGCCGAAACUAUCUUUUUAACCGACCCCAAGAUAACCCGGUGACUAUUAACACGACCAGGGACUACCUGCCUUUGCUAAGUCCUGUAAGAGGCAUGUCCAUGGCAUAUGAAUGCUUGAUUGAAGUUGAUAUCAGAAUAAAGGGAGACAAAGAAGACGUGACCUUAGUCGACGGGUGUUCCGAUCUAAUCGAGGGUCGAUGUAUAUACGACACAGAGGCAGAGUGCACAAUGGAUGAUACCAAUGGUGCCGCUGUUUUCGAUAUUGCCAUCUUUCGUAGAGCAUUCGAGGCGACUAUAGAGUUGAAUUUCACGGAGGUGCCUGCAGGAGGUAUGAAGGUGAAGAUAUGCGGAUACACCACAUUGUCGAAGAACCUCUAUUGCUUUAUGGACGAGCAGUGUGACUUUGACCAGUUCAUCAAGUCUGAUGGGAAACAUCCGCGGUACUUCGUAGCAGCCGUGCCGUUCGAGGAUACGCUGUUUCUUGACUUCAUGGAGGGAAAGCUGUCGGUUCCAUUCAAGGCAGCUGUUCAUGGCAGCCAAGAGAAAGAAUACCGGUUCCACAACGGCGCCGUGGUGUUGGUGACGGUUUCUUGGUCGAUGCUGUAUUACUGAUCACCUGACCUACACAGAAGCACGGUUUCUUGGUCGACGUCGUAUUACUGAUCAUCUACACAGUUAACUUGUAGAGUUGGAACUAUAUUUAUGUUGCUUUGCAAGAUUUGUCAUGCAUCAUUUUGUA